Molecule: messenger RNA, 1752 nt
Organism: Vicia villosa (hairy vetch)
Lineage: Eukaryota; Viridiplantae; Streptophyta; Magnoliopsida; Fabales; Fabaceae
Exons: 3
Coding region: 98-1327 (409 amino acids)
Biological process (GO): carbohydrate metabolic process
Molecular function (GO): hydrolase activity, hydrolyzing O-glycosyl compounds
Source: RefSeq, a predicted model, not a curated record
UCAAUCCCAGAUCCAAAUUGCAAACAUAUUUGAAUUCAUUUUCUCCUACAUAGUUUCAGGAUGCAUAUUUUUACUUCAUUUUUAUUCCAAUAAGAAUAUGAUUCAACCUCAACCUCUUGAUUCUUCUCAUUUUCAUCAACUCCAACAAAUUGAAAAUUGCAACUUCCAAAUUCCACCAUCAAGCAAAAAGAGCUUACCUCAAAUCCAGUCAAUAACACCAUUGGUUGAUGAGUUUUUGGAUCAAGAUUCAUCACUUAGAGAGGUUUUCUUUCCGGUGGAGACUGUAGGGAAAGGGAAUGGAAGUGAUAAUUAUUUCUACCUUGGGAGGAUUUGGUUGGAUACUGAUGGAAAUCCUAUUCAAGCUCAUGGUGGGUGCAUUCUGUUUGAUGAAAGUUCAAGCACUUAUUAUUGGUAUGGUGAAUAUAAAGAUGGACCUACUUACCUUGCUCAGAAGAACAAAGGACCUGCUCGUGUGGACAUUAUAGGAGUUGGUUGCUAUUCUUCUAAGGAUCUAUGGACCUGGAAAAAAGAAGGUUUUGUAUUAACAGCAGAGAAAACAAAUAAAACCCAUGAUCUACACAAGUUCAAUGUGCUUGAGAGACCAAAAGUUAUUUACAAUGAAAAAACAAGAAAGUAUGUGAUGUGGAUGCAUAUCGACAGCGCCAAUUACGCAAAAGCUUCUAUCGGCAUAGCAGUCAGUGAUACACCUAUCGGUCCAUUCGAAUAUCUCGGUAGCCAAAGACCGCAUGGAUAUCAAAGCAGGGACAUGACAGUUUUCCAAGACGAAGACGGCAUUGCAUAUCUAAUAUACUCAUCCGAAGGAAACAAUGUAAUGCACAUUGGACCCUUGACUGCAGAUUAUCUCAAUGUGACAUCUGUUAUGAGAAGGGCUUUCGUCGGACAGCGAAGAGAAGCACCGGCUAUGUUCAAACACAAAGGAACUUAUUACAUGAUUACAUCAGGGUGCACUGGAUGGGCACCAAAUGAAGCACUUGUUCAUGCAUCUGAUUCAAUCUUGGGGACCUGGGAAACAAUUGGAAAUCCUUGUGUAGGUGGAAACAAAAUGUUUCGAGUUUCGACUUUUCUUGCACAAAGUGCUUUUGUGCUUCCAUUAAAAAAGUUUCCUGGUUUGUUUAUCUUUAUGGCAGAUAGAUGGAAUCCAGGUGAGUUAAGAGACUCUAGAUAUGUUUGGUUGCCUUUGAUUGUUGAUGAUGGACAUGAUGAUCAAGCAUUUGAGUAUGGUUUUGGAUACAGAUUGUGGCGAAGAGUUUCUAUAUAUUGGCAUAGAAAAUGGAAGCUGCCUCUAGGUUGGAACACAGUCAAAUAAUGUAGUUUUUUUGUGUGUAUAUUUGUUUUCAAUUUCAUCAAGGAAGUAUGCUUGACUUGACUUACAGGAUAAUGUAGAACAGUAGAUGUGCGAUAUAGAUGUUCUUCACACACAUGAAGUUUUUGCGAUUGUACUAGUAAGAUUUAGUUUUGAAAUUUUGUUCUCUCAAGAUGUAAAAAAGUUUCAAUUAUGAUUUUAACUUUCUAACGGUUAAGAGUUUUAUGUUGGAUAAUAUAUGUCUUGAAUAUGUCUUUAUAAGUGAGGGCAAUUCUCAUCCUACAAGUCGGUUUUAUAGGGUUGGAUUAGAUCCAACCACCUUACUUAACACUAAUUAAAGGAGACAUCAAUGAUGAUGUAUCAAAUAUGUGCUAAAUAAUAUAAAAGUUGUUUUAAAUGCGGAUUCCAAAGAUUGCAUAAUACAAUGA